UGUGGUGUUCGAUCAGCGUUAACAGAGAAAAUGCGAAAAAGUAAACCGAAACACCAAUAAUCUAAGAACUGUGAAUUAAAUUCAUUUUCUAUACAUCUUGUAUAAAACAUUUGUUCAAAAUGGAUGAACGGCAUUGGUGGAUUGCGGGUAAAAUCCAAGAAACUUUUAAAAUAGGUGGAAGUGAUAAUCCAUCCGUGCUUGAAGAGUUUAUGUGUGAAGAGUCGACACUGAAUAGGGUUAACAAGUUUCUCAGUGCCGACGGACCAUGCAGGUUGUUUCUAUACUGUGAAAAAUCCGAAUCCGGUUGCUUGUCAAUUAACGAUUUGCGUGUCACGGGGAAUUUGGCAUCAUUAAAAGACACAGAUUUGGAGACUGUGACAAUUUUAUAUUUUUUGAGAAAUAUAACUGAGAAGGAUGUAGAUGUGACAAAAAUGAAUAAAGAAAUAUUCUGUGGGGAACUCAAACAUAAUGCAAUUGAGACUCUGAAUACAUUGCUUUCGGAUAUUUAUAUUCCUCUUUUUAAAGCACAAAAGAACUGGGACCAGAGUACUAAAGAAACACAAACUGGUCUUGUCCAGAGCAUGGAGAAGUUUGUAAUUGCUCUAAAUGAAACAGCAGCAUCUAUGAACACAUCUACACAGUGGAUGCUGAAGCAACCAGAAUAUGUACUCAAUGACUUCAAACAGCAAAGAGCUGCAGCUUUAGACCCCCAGUUUAUUCAACAGUAUGAAGAACUUGUGUCAGACUGGGUGAACACCAUCGAUACCAUUCUGGCAGACACAACGGAUGAGAGGUUUUUGGACCCGAAUGCUGGCCCACUGUCGGAGCUGGAUCGUUGGCGUCGUCGGCAGAGACUGUUGACAAGUUUGACAGAGCAGCUGAAGAGCAAGGAAUGCAAAGCUGUGAUUGGUGUGCUCAUCACUGCAAAGUCUAGACUGUUGAAGAAAUGGAAAUCUGUCGAUGCAAGCAUCACCGAUGCUAUGAAUGACACGAAGGACAAAGUGAAGUAUCUCGAGUCACUUCGUCGUGCAUUUGACCACAUGUAUCACGAAGCCACACCUCACUCGAUCAUGAACAUUGCCAUCCCAGGUCUGACGAACAGCAUCAAACAGAUGGAUUCAGUGUCUCGCUACUAUGGCCGGGUUGGCUUUCUUGGACUGAUUUUAACAAAGGUGACUAAUCAGAUUGUCAUGGCAUGUAAAGAUCACAUCAAAUCCGCGACUGUGAGUGCAAUAGAUGACAAGGACAGACUGUGGCAGAAGAUAUCUGAAGAGGUUAAUGAGAAAGACAUAGUGACAACAGGUGACCCACAACAGAAGGUGCCACGGGGCCAAGUUGAGGCCAAGUCUAAGGUGUCACGUGGUAAAAGUAAGGAUGUGAAAGAAAUUGGAGUCAGUGAUGACAGCCUAUAUGGUCGACUGCGAGCCUGUCUGACACUGCAGGGCUUUUAUCGAGAAACUCUACGAUCACUUCGAGACUCACUAGGAAACACUCAGAAUCUGUCUCAUUUCUCAUCUGUUAGCAGUUUUAUUCAAGUCAACAAUAUAGGCACACGGCCACGAGGUCCCAGUGUGAAAGGAGCCCAGAGUACAUCCCCGUCACGACGAGCCACGUCCACAGUGGGAGAUGGGUAUGGACAUGGAGUUUCUCUGGCAGAUGAAGAUGCCAUCCUGCACCACAUGGACCUGUUCUGUAACCGGAUUAGACAUCUGCUUGAUGUCAUUAACACCAUUUCACAGUACACCAAAAUGGUCAAGACAGCCGCUUGUAUUCCACGACCAAGGAAGGAAGAUCUUAUGCCUGAUGAGGACCAAGAACUGGAUGAGAGAUACAGGUUCAAGAAGGUCAAGCCUGAACCAGUGUAUGUUCAAGAUACUGAUGAAACACCAACAGUUGCAGUGUCAGGCAGUACCUCAUCUCCUGACCGCAUUCUGGUUUCCAUCACAGAGGCUGACGAAAUUGUUGAUGAUCCGUCUGAUGCAGACCUCAAAGAUGAAAAGAACUCGACAAACAUCAGACGGGCAGAUGAGGCCUAUGAAGUGGAUUCAAGGGAAGGUCUUACAGAAGAGGAAAUCGAAGUUCUGAGAGCAUAUUACCCAGAGUUUGAGGAAGAUGAUGGACCAAGUAUUUCUACCAUUAUUGAAAUGCAUGUCAACAAAAUGGUUGGCUCAAUGGCAGAGAAUAUCACGACCAAAACCAUGUUGGAUGUUGAGUCAAAGGACAAUGACAAGUUUGAUGAGCACUACAAGAAAUUCAUUUUGGUAGUCCAAGAUUUAGAGACAUUUCUGUCAGCUUACCUUCAUGUGAUAUUUCUGAGAAAGAUGAAAACACAACAAGGGCUUGACAUCAUUACAAGAUUUACUCCCAUUCAAAACAGACCUGGAAUUCGUGGAUCGUUGGCUGAAAAAUUUGUCGAGAUUUUCAACUGGUAUGAAGGAGAUCUUGAUGAAGUUCAAAAAAUGUAUGAGCGCAACAAGGAACAUCCACAGACAGUGAGAAAUGCCCCUCCAGUAGCAGGCGCCAUCAGCUGGUCACGUCAGUUACUGAAGAGGAUUGAAGACCCAAUGAAAGUGUUCCGUGACAACAAGGCAGUCUCACAGUUGUCGGACUUCAGUCGAAUUGUUCGCAUUUACAAUCGACUUGCAACUGUUCUAGUCACUUUUGAAAGUUUGUGGUUCACCCAAUGGAAAAACCGAAUUGACUUGGCCAGGGCUGGUUUGCAGGCAACUCUUUUUGUGCACCAUCCGCUGACUAAUGAAAUUGUAGUCAAUGCUGAUGAGAGAGUUUUAGAGUUAAUCCAUGAGGCCAAAUGGCUGACCAGACUCGAAGUUCCGAUUCCGGAAUCAGCAGCAGCGAUUAUGCAGCAGGAAGGCCGCUUCAAGAACUACAAGAGUCACCUGGAGUUGGUGUUGACCGAGUACCGGAAAGUGUGCAAGUCCAUUCCCGAGCCACUGCGCAAACUGUUCACAUCACACAUGGAGUUUGUAGAACAACAACUGCAGCCAGGACUAGCCACCCUGGCCUGGAACAGCAUGAAUAUUGAUGCCUUCCUACAUCAGAUUCAUUCAGCAACAAUGGCGUUGAAAAACCUGGGACAGAAAGUGAAUGAUUUGAUGGAGAGCAAAGUGACCAAUGUCAUCAACAAGAUUUCAAAAUUCUCUCUCUUUGACACUGAGACUGCAUUCUCAAAAACUUGGCCUCUAGAAGAGUUUCGAACCGAGAUGCUAUCAAACAUCAAGCUCCAUUCUUCCACACUAAAACAGUAUGUGGACACAGUCUUGGAAGGGCUACAGAGUGUGGCACAUAUUUUGACAACUAAGAAGCUCGCUGAUUGUAAGAACCCUGUUCGUGGUGCCAACCUGCUUGUUAAUGCAAGGGCACAAGGGCAGAAGAAAAACACGACUGAUGUUGCCAAGACGAUCAAAGACAAGAAAUAUUCCUUGAUGACUGAUGGAAAUGAUGUGGCAAAAGAUAAACUUAAAGCACAGAAGGAUGAAGCACUCAUGAUUGAACUUAUUAAUUACUACCGGGACCAGGUCUAUGAGGCUGUACUCAGUGCAACUUGCCAGUCACUUGCCACGCUAGCUGAAGCCUCUGGGUGUGGCAUUGAGAUCGAAGCACGGCCCAUCAGUUCUGCGUCUCAGUUCUCCCCUGAGGCCAGUCCUCCCUCCUCUCAUCGUUCCAGCAGACCAACAAGUCGGGUGGUUUCAGCUACCACGGAACGAACAGCUUCAGAAAUGUCUACUGUAAGCUUGUCUCAUCUCUCAAACAUGAGCUGGUCAGUGGUCUCCAAGCCAACUGACUUGUUUCUACAGUUUGAAAUUAUGGUAAAAUUCAGCAUCCCAAACAUCAUCGUUGAACCCACUUUGAACGUUGUUCAGAUUGCUGUGUCAGAUGUUGCUAAUGCCAUCAUAGAAGCAAACAAAGACAUGAGCUGGAAGUAUACUGGAUCACAGCCGUCUUUCUACGAGUACAUCACUGAGAAUGAAAAAGUGAAAGAAAUGCAGUUGCAGCUUUCAUCUGUUAUUGAUGAACUGAAGCCACUUGUGCACAGACACAUCUUCCACUUCAGCUACUACAAUUUCUUGUGGAAGGACGACAUGCAUGGCAACUUCUACGAGUUCAUUCAGGCUGAUCCGGGAAUAGUGGCCAUCAAACGUGAAGUGGAGCGCUUCCUGUACAUAGAAAAGAAGGUGCUUGGAAUCCCCAGUGUGCUGCCCAUUGGCCCCAUAUGUCUGAUCACAGACCCAAUCAAGGAUGCUUUGCACGGUUUCUCCAUGGCCUGGAAGACAAAAUUUGCAUCAGUGCUUCAUGAAGAAGCUAAGAAAAAGCUAGAUGCGGCAGUGUCCUACAGACAGAAUGUGAAAACUCGUUUAGAAAACUAUGUCGGGACUUUGGAUCAGCUAAACAGUGCUCUGCAUCUUUUGGAGGAACUCCGAGACAUGGAAAACAAGAUAGAUGGCAUCUACUUGCCCAUUGAAACCAUGUAUUCCAAAUUAAGAGAGUUUGAAUUGCGUCUUCCCCGAAAUGAGGUUGAAGAGGUUGACCAGCUUCGUGACAAGUGGGUGGAAUUGAUGGAACUGGCGGAGGAGGUUCGAGAAAUUCUACUGAAGGACAGACGUGGAGCUUUUGAGCAGGAAUUGGAUAAACAAGUCAAGACAUUUGUAGUUGAAGUGAUUCAGUUCCGUAAUGCAUUUGAUGCACAAGGACCUGCCGUUCCUGGCAUUCCGCCAUCAGAAGCUGUGUCCCGGCUGCAGGACUUCCAGUCGAGGUGUACGCACUACGAUGCCAAACGACGAACACUGGACUCUGUAUCUAAGCUCUUUGGUAUUGCCUGCAAACCAUUCCCAGAACUCGAUAGAACUGGAGAGGAGUUGGACUUGCUGAGUCAGCUGUAUGGACUGUUCCAGAAGUUUAUCAAGUUUGACACCAAGUUCCGAGAUACACUGUGGGCAGAAGCAGACUUGGAAGGUGCCUCUGAAGAGGUUGAAAUGUACUGGGAUGAAUGUCUGGCUCUGCCAAGUAAACUGAAAGACUGGGAUGCAUACAAUGAUCUCAAGACCAAACUACAAACGUACCUGGAAGUGUUCCCAUUGCUGCAUAAUCUAGCAUCAAAAGUUGAGAAUAAAUUUGGUUUGACAGAAAUCCGCAACCGUCACUGGCUGCAGGUGAUGCAGGUUACAGGCAGUUCAUUCCAGCUUGAGGGAAACAUUUUCAAACUCUGUCACCUGCUGGACAUUGGACUCAUCAAAUACAAAGGAGAGAUGGAAGAGAUCUGCCGAGGAGCCAGUCGUGAGUUGGAGCUUGAGAUCAAGAUGAGGAUGACCGAGGAGGAAUGGACGGAACAGGUGUUGAACUUUGAGCACUACAAAAAGCGGGGUCCCAUGUUCCUUGACAAGGCAUUCACCGAGCGUCUGCUCGAGCAGUUGGAUGAUGCCCAGGCCCUGCUGGCCAGCAUGCUGACGUCACGCUACAUUGGACCGCUGCGUGACGAGGCCGCCUCAUGGGCAGAAAAGCUCAAGGAAGUGGCCGAAGUCCUCGAAUUGUGGCUGGAGGUGCAGGAUCUGUGGCAGUAUCUGGAGGCGGUGUUCAGUAACAGUCUGGCUGUUAGGGAACUGCCACAGGAAGCUAAACGAUUUGCAAGAAUUGACAAAGGAUGGACAAAGAUGAUGAAAAGAGCAUUUGACACCAGAAAUGUUUUACAGUGUUGCUAUGGUGGUGAGGUACCCAAAGCAGUAGUGCUGCGGCACAUCUUUGAGGAAUUGGAAAUCUGUUUCAAGUCAUUGGUUGGGUAUCUGGAUAACAAGAGAAGGGCAUUUCCAAGAUUCUACUUUGUCUCUGACCCCAUCCUGCUGUCUGUACUCAGCCGUCCCAAUGACCUGGAGUCAGUUCGUCCACAUCUGAGGUCUGUAUUCAGUGAGAUAUUUGAUGUGAAGCUAGCAAAGGCUGUGGAUGAUGACGAUGAGGAUCGUCAGAAAACUCCUCGCAGCGCCCAUUCCCUUCAUGAAAAAAGUCGAUCGGCUAGUGUUUCUCCAAUGGCGCGGCAUGACACACCACCAAGAAUCGACAAACGUCUCACACAUGUCUAUGACGUAAGUGACAAGGAGCAACUAGCUUCACCCACAGUUCAUGUUCUUUCAAAGGAAUCACCCUAUAAUGAACUGCCAUUAUCCAAAUCAACAUUCUGUUCACCCAUUCGUCAGUCAUUGCCAAAAACAGAACACUCAUUAUGUCAACCAGAGUUUCAAUUAUCAUCAUUGGUAACAAGAAUACCUAGUCAUUUACAUAGUAUGAACCCAACCUUGUUACAGAAUGUUCCAACCAUGCUCCCGUCAGAAGGUCUGGUUGAUGAUGUCAUUGUUAUGGAUGCUAUUGCUGUUCAGAGUGCUGAUGGUGAAAGUCUCACUCUCCAGGAUAAGGUAACCCUGGUUGAUGGAGUUGAAGUUUGGCUGAGCAAAUUGCGAGAUUCUGUUGGCAAAACUCUUCAUGAUAUGAAUAUCAGUGUCAUCCAAGACUGCAUAAACGGGGUUCCAAUGGAUGAAUUUGCUGCAAAGUAUCCAGCACAAGUUUGCCGAAUGGGCAUGUUGUUUUUCUGGACAAGAGAGUGUGAGGUAGGGAUAACAGAAGUCAAGUAUGACAGAAAAGCACUGCAGAUGACACUGAGGAAACACAUUACAACAACUAACAAACUGUCAUCAGUGCUUACCAAAGGGGCAUGGAAAACUAUCGAUGAUCCAAUGCUACCAAUGCACAAAAACAGACUGGAAUGUAUGAUUACACAAUCAUUGUACUUGCGAGACACUCUGGACAUCAUAGUUACCAGGAAACUGCGAGAAGUAACCGACUUUGAGUGGAGAAGAAGCAUCAGGUGUUACUUGCAACCCGUAGAGGAAGAAGUGGAGCCUUUGAUCUGGAUUUUGGAUACUUCCUAUGAAUAUGGCAACGAGUUCUAUGGCUCCAAUGUCGGUGUGGCCAUCACACCUGUGUCAGAGAGAUGUUUCUUGACAAUGUCUCAGGCUCUUUCUCAGUGUCAAGGCACCUGCUUCAUCGGGCCUACAAAUGUCGGCAAGACUGAGAACAUCAAGGGCUUGGCCAACAUUCUUGGUAACUUCAUCGGCAUGUUCCAGUGUUCUGCAUUCUUUGAUCCAGUGAGCAUUGGCAAGAUAGUACAGGGAAUGGCAAUGGAUGGAUGCUGGGGUUGCUUUGAUGAGUCUCACAAUCUGAACAGAGAAGCAAUGGCCGUCCUCUUGGACCACGUACAGUGUAUUCUGUCAGCCCUCAAGUGCAAACAAGGAUUCAUGUCACUGCUGGAUGGACAGGAGAUCCCAGUUCGAAAGACAGUCGGCAUAUUCAUGACAGCAGACUCCUUGGCUGGGCCACCAUCACCAUCAGCUGCAAUGCCCAUCAAUGUGGGGGAGUCAUUCAGGAUGGUCACACUGAUGAAGCCAGACUUCUCACAGAUCCUGAAAGCCAAGUGUGCGGCACUCGGCUUCCGAUCUCCUGCAGUACUUUCAUCUCGGCUCAAAGUCAUGACAGAACUUGUCAAAGAUCAGCUACCUCAGCAGUUUCAUCAUCAUUUUACCAUUUCUGCACUCGUUGGUACCUUGAAGAGAGCCGCCCAGAAACGUAGAUUAAUCCGAGACGACAAAACCAGUGACCGACAGGAGAAGAAAGAGGACACUUCCCGCUCAAACAGUCAGGCUUCGGAGGCAACAUCAUCACGGCCAGCUGCUGCAGCUAUGGCUGCAACAUCCUCGAAGAUUGGACUGUCAGCACAAAGGAAACCAGGAACUCCAAAUCCCCUGUCAGCCGCAGUAAAACAGGAACAUGCUCUGGUGUGCCAAACUCUGGAGGAGAUUAUUGGCCCCAGACUGACAGCCAAGUCCAUGGGUUUGUUUAAGACGAUCUUGAAGGACUGUUUCAGUGGCCUUCCUGAGCCACCCUCAGUUCAGAACAUCACAUCAGCCAAAUCACGAGGCAUCGAGAUGGAGACUCUUCUAGAGAACAAGGCUCAAGAUGUUGGUUUGGUGCCCAGCAAGCCAUUCAUCAGCAAGUGUUUGCAGCUGCAUAACCUCUACCAGGCUUACCAUGGAAUAAUAGUGGCGGGUCCCCCUGGCAGUGGUAAGACGUCUGUGAUAGAGACUCUGGUGGAGUCGCUGUGUACGUCUCCACGGGGAAUGUCCCGCAGCUCCAUGUCCAGCAAGACCUCCACGCAGACCGAGAUCAUCCACAAACUGCUCAAGAUCAACCCCAUGGUGGUUGACGACUCCGACCUGAUGUUCGGCUACAUCAAUCAGAACCACGACUGGGUGGAUGGCAUAUUCACCACUGCGUGCAGGAAAGCCAAUAGGAAUAUCAGUGUCACAUGGCUCUGUCUUGAUGGUCCACUUAAUGCUGGGUGGGCAGACAAUUUUAACAGCAUUCUUUCAGGAGACAAGACACUUCAUCUGAAGAAUGGCGACAAACUGUUUUUGUCAGACAACAUCAUCUUAUUGUUUGAGACGGAUAAUCUGACCACUGCUUCACCAGCUACUGUUGGCAGAUCGGGGAUCCUGUACUUGGACAAAGAUGUUGUUGGAUGGAAACCAAUUGCAAAGGCUUGGCUAGAGAACAGAACACACCAAGAAGUGCAUCUGGAUGGAGGACUUUCAAUAACAGACAAGAGCUUAUCGGGGAAAAGUCAUGCGAACAUUUGUGAUCAACUGAUUAAUUCACAAAUGACUGUUAUGCCAUACGAAAGCCGUACAUAUCGUUAUUUGAAGAACAUGCUGGUGCUUCAAAGAGCUUUUCAGAAAACUCUGGAUCCAAUUUCUCAGUUUGUUCUGCAUGAAGCAAGACCAAAAGUCAGUCUUUGUGAGGUUGGCAUGUUUAAGACUUGCUUGUCUCUACUGUCGGCAAUGCUGGCAGACAACAUAGAGAUCGGAGGGGAGCAGCACAUUGAGCGAGUCUACCUGUUCUGUCUCAUCUGGACGUUUGGCGGGUUGCUUGAUGCCAACGAUCGCAAGGCAUUCAGUGACCUGCUCAAGACAUUAUCCACUGCACUACCAGAUGAUGAUCGAGAUAUCUGCGUCUUUGACUACUAUGUUGAUGAAUCUGGCGAAUGGGACCCUUGGCAUUCAAGAGUGCCAGAAACCAUGUUUGCUGAUAAACAAGACAUGCUGGGUGAAGUAUUUGUAGACACGAUGGACACAAUCCGAACUCGGAUACUGAUAGAGUUUGCUGCUGCUUCGGGUCAGAAUGUGUUGCUUGUUGGACCACAUGGUUCAGGAAAGACAUCCCUCAUCAAUGACUUUAUUGAUGCUCAAGAUCCUCAGCUAUCUGUGUGUAAGAGACUUGUCUUCUCUGGUGCUUCCACAGCCAAACAGCUUCAGCAGUUCAUCGAGUCUAACAUUUACCACAGACAAGGAUUUGUGUAUGGAGCCAAGGAGAACAAGAAGCUGAAGGUGUUUAUUGAUGACGUCAACUUGCCCGUGCCUGAUGAUUACGCAGUUCAGAGAUCUAAUGAGUUGCUCAGACAGUUACUGGACGAUCACAUCUUAUGCACAUUACAAAGUCCAUUUGAAUGGAAAACUGUUGAGGGUUUGACAGUGAUAUCUGCCAUGGCUCUUAGUGAUUACCCAGGAAUGAAAAAUCAACUCAUAUCUGAAAGACUUCUGCGACAUUUUGCUGUGUUCAGCAUGCAGGCACCACAAGAUGAUUGUCUCAAGGGCAUUGUUCAUGGGAUUCUUGAGACAAAUAUGACUGACCAGGAUGCCCCUGGCCUUGACAUUGAUCUUCACAACAACAUAGUUGCUGCUUCAUGCAAGAUACUGACAGCACUGCAGAGUGUUCUUCGACCAACACCAAUGCCUGGUCGAUAUCACUACCUCUUCACUCUAAAAGACCUUGCAAAGUGUUUUCAGUGUUUGAAAAGGUUGCCUGAUGAGAGCAGGGCUGAUGAAAUGAUGGUUGUGUCUCUGUGGAAACACGAAAUGGUGAGGAUUCUUCGAGACCGUCUCAGUCGAACGUGUGAUAUCAACUGGUUUGACGAUCUUCUUGAAGAAACAAUCAGUGAAGAUAAAGAGACAUGGCCAAAACUUGAAGGUACAAUGCAUGAGUAUUUUGUUACUUUUCCAAUUGAUGCCAGGAUGUAUCAGAGGCCUGUCACUUCUUUGGGAUCAAAGCCAUUAAAGGUGGUUCUGCAACCCAUUGAGAAACUGUCUGAUAUGCAUAGCUGUCUCAACACCCACUUGACUCGCUACAAUGAAGAGUUUGGCAACGUCCGUCUCAACAUCAUGCUGUCUGACUACAUCAUUGCCCACGUCAUCAGAAUGCACAGGAUCAUCAGCUUCCAUCAUGGAGGAAAUCUCUUGCUGAUCGGAGCUGUUGGGUCUCACCUGGCAACACUGUGCCGUCUGGCCCUUCAUGUUGCUGAUAUACCCAUACAUAAAGUUGAUACAGGGAAACAAAGCAACUUCUUUGACGGCAUACGAUCUGCUGUGAGGAUGACCGGGUCGGAAGGAAAGAGCAUCACUCUCAUGUUUACAGGCCGUCACUUGGUUGAUCCAGUGUACUUGGAUGCUAUCAACAGUCUUUUGAUCAGUGGAGAAUAUCCACACCUGUUUUCUAACGAUGAGAUGGAUGGACUACUACAGGCAUUACAUCCAGCCAUGAAGCGGGAUUUUCCCAACAUGACCGUGGAUCCGAUGAAGUUGUUUGUGGCCCGAGUGAAAAGUAACCUGCACAUACUCAUAUGUCUCCCACCAAACCAUGAGCUGCUGAAAAAUGCAUCUCAGCAGUACCCAGGUCUGUUGAGUGGGUGUCAGAUAAAUUGGAUGUGUGACUGGCCACAGGAGAGUCUGCUGGGAGAAGCGACGUAUUUCGUCACCAAGAACCAGCUGGCAGAGGAGUUUGAGGAUCUCAGCGAGAAUGUUACCUCAUGCCUGGCCAACAUCCACAGUUUUGUGAUGCGUGACUGUAAGCAGAUGCCCUGGGCUGGGGACCUAGGUCCGGAUGUCAACCUCAGUGUGGUGAAGGUUAAUGAGAAGAAGAAGGACCAACUCAAAGUCCAUUUCAUGAAGGUUCCAAACUUUCCAUACUCCAAGACCAUCUUGCAGGAACGAAUCAACUCAUCUGACAGAAACAAGGAUUCAAGGUUAAAGCAUCGAGAUCCCAUGCUUACUGCUAGGAAUGAGAUUUACGUUGGACCAACUACAUACAAGAGAUUCAUGGAUUGCUUCCACCACCUGUACAGCAAGAAGUCAAAAGAAAGAACUGAAGUUGUUGAAAAACUUAAGAAAGUAAUUGCCACUCUUGAUCAGACACGAACAGAUGCAAAAGCAAUGAAGAAGGCCAUAAAAAGUUUGACAGAAAAGUUUGAGGAUUCAAAGAAAAAGACUGCCACUCUGCUAUACCAGUUGUCACAGAAGGCUACUGUGCUGGAAAAGCUAAAGGCAAAGGUUGGACUGAGCACUUCACUGCAUGCGUAUCUUAAUCUGAAUGAGAUGGAGACCAAUGAGGAGGAAGGAGAUGAGCUUCUCAAGGAAGAGGAGUAUGAUGACUAUGAUGUGGAGUUUGAUAAGAUGCGCGAGGCCACUCUGAAAACCAGAGUGGUGCAGGCAAAGGACGAGCAUGCACAAGCACUCGUACAGCUUGAGAAGUGUCGACAGGAUCUCGAAUAUGGACGACAGCAGGUUGUUCAUUGGAAGAGCAAGGUGGAUCGGCAGUGCAUUGAACGGCUGAAGGCAUUCUCAAAUCCUCCUCAGCUGGUGGGUCAGGUCAUGGAGAUGGUGAUGACCUUGAUUGGUAAGCGUCUGCCAUCUCAGAGAAUCCAGGAAAUCCACUCCCCUCACAAGGAUGACUUGUCUAGCAGAAUGUCUUCAAGUUCCAGCAGCGUAAAAUAUGUUGUUAAGAAACCAAAGGGUAAAGAGGCAUCAGAAAGGUUUGAUAAAACACAGUGGAAGCAGAUGCAGCUAACUAUGUCAGAUUCCACCAAGUUUGUAGACAUGCUGCACAAUGUGUCAUGGGAAGAUGGCUUACCAGAAGAUGUUCUUACAGCUGUGGAGAGUUACCUCUGUGUUGGCAAAGAUGGUCAGCUUGGCGUCACAGGAGAAGGAUCUCUCCUUGAUAAUGCUGCAGAUAAAUCUUGGAGUGCUGUGAAGCGAACACCUUCUCCGGACAAUUCUAAAGGCAUCUCGAUCGCAGCUGCCAAAUUUUCCAGUGAAGACUGUGCUGUUCUCGUACAGUAUACAAUUGCCAUUGUUGAGUACUCCUGGCUGUGUGGACCUCUUAAAGCAGCAUUGGAGCGCCUUACUGAGCUGGAGAGAGAGAUUGAAGAAAAUGAACGACUGCAGAGAUUGCAAGAGGAAGAGUGGUCGAGGACACCUUUAUAUCUGAAUGCAAAGCGUGUGCACAUGAAGCCUGAAGAGGAACACAUUGCGUCAAGUCCCGAGCCCGAGGAAGACCUGUCUGAGGCCGACUUGCCAGAUGUCCAGAGUGAAGUGAAUGCUCUCCAGAAGCAGUUUGACCUGGCGGUGGUGGAGAAACACUCUCUGGAGAUGGAGUUACGCUCUAUGAACGAACGUCUCAAAGCUGCAACUGAAAUUGUUGAAAGCAUGAAGGACCAAGAACAUGGAUGGCGGCAGUAUGUGAAAGACAAUGAUUGCAAUGAGUUGUUGCUGAGCAACUGUAUUGUGGCAUCUGCUUUCUUAGUGUAUUGUGCAGCUGUUGACAUUGACACGAGGAAACGGAUGGGCGAGUUCUUUAUGCAUGUCUGUGAACACCACAAACUACCGCUACACCCGAAACUGCUCUUCAAAAACAUAGAGCUCAUUGAAUUCCUUUACUCACCUCUUGAUGUCAUGCGUCUAGACAUUCAGAAUCUGCCCACGACUCAGCUGAUGUUGGAGAACGCAGUGUUUCUCAUGCAGGAGGAGAGUAUAACAGCCUGGCCAAUGAUCUGUGACCCGACGUCUCGCGUUCUCAACUGGCUGCACUGCUACUUCAAAAACACAGAGAUGGUCGAGACAAAGUAUCAUGAAAUGAGAUCACAGCUUGAAAACUGCUUGGCUGAUGGUACUCCACUCCUUGUAACAGACUGUGAUAUCACCGAAUUGGUGAACGACAGACGAUUCCGAGACACCAUUCGUUCCAGCUACAGGUUUAUUGGUGGCAAGUCUCGCUUCAAAGUCAUUGUUGAGGACCAUGAGGUGGAGUGUGACCCGAACUUCCGUCUGUACCUGCACACAACCAUCGAGCCGCACCAGCUACACCAGCAUCUGGCCGCCUACACGACCGUCAUGUUCUUCCAGCAGAGUCGCAGGGACAUGGAGGAAGAACUGCUCAACGCAUUCAUGUCGCAGGAGAAAUCUCGACUGGAAAACGAGAGAACCACUCUCAGACUGGAAAAACUGGAGAACAUGGAACAGUUGCAUCAGCUGGAUCAGCAGAUGAGAAACCAGCUGUCGAGUGAUGUCCGACUCAUGAAUGACCUUCAGGCCACAAAGAGGUUGGCUGACCUCAUGAAGCAGUAUGAUGAAACACUGGAGAGUGAAAGUCGCGUGGAGGCGAAUGAGAGUUCCAUUAUGAAAGCCCGUGAGAUGUACCGAUCGCUGGCCCAGCGAGCUGCAGUAUGUUUUGACACAGCUCAGUACAUGAGAGAACUGAACCCCAUCUACCAGAGCUCCUUCAGCAAGUUCCAAGCUCUCUUCCUGUCCGCGGUCAGUCACUCAGAAAGGUCUGCCGUGAAAGCUGUGAUAGAGAAACUCACUUACAGUGCCUACACAACAUUUGCAAGGUCUCUACUUGAAAGAGAUAGACUUAUUUAUGCCUUGCUGCUUGCUAUAGAGGUUGAGGAAUCUCAAAACCGUGUUGGUCCUGGUGAGAGGGAAUUUUUGAUCUCACCAAACUACAGCUCGGUCGUGAUGUCUUCACUGGGUUUUACCCAGUCUCCAGACAGCCGCAUCGUGCAGGCCAAGAAACCAUUUGACUGGAUGACUGAUGACCAGUUCCACAAUCUGCAGGUGCUGGCCACACAUCUGGAGUGGUUCCAGGAGAUGUUUGACCGCAUGCCAAAAGAUGGCCGCGAAACGCAGUGGCGGAACCUCUGUGAGUGCGAUCAGCCUGAAAACAUGCCACUGCCAGACAAGAUGGACGAUGUGUACAAACCUUUACAGAGACUGUGUGUCAUCAGAGCAGUGAGAAGUGAUCGGAUCAUUCAGGCUUCAACAACAUUUAUUGUCCAGGUCCUUGGAAAACAAUACAUUGGUGAUGUAGCCAUCGACCUUGCCACCAUGGUAAAACAGAGCAGUCCGACGAUGCCGAUCAUGUUGCUGUUUUCUCAUGAGUCUCAGAUGUCUGCCAAACUGUUUACUGACUUCGCCAACAAAAAGCAGAUGAAGAUGAGCAUGAUCAACCUGACAGACAGCAAUGCCACCACUGAGAGAGCAGUCAGAAGACACAUACUGAAGGGAAUGACCGAGGGUAGCUGGGUGCUUCUUCACAAUGCUCAUAAUGCUACCAGUCUGCUGAGCUCGAUUGAAUCCUUGCUGGCCGAGAACCCAGAACAAACAGAUCCUCAGUUCCGACUGUGGCUGUCAUCUCAAGUUCCUUCCACGUCCAAGUCAGGUGACAUUAACAUCCCUGUCAGGCUGCUGCAGAAUUCAGUUCGAGCCAUCAUUGACUCGCCUAAGGUGAUGAAGGACAGCCUGGUCCGCUCGUUCAGCUGGAUGGAGCCGGACAUCUUCAAACAGUCCAGUCGGUCUGAAUGGCCUGUGAUGUUACACAAUCUGUGUUACUUGCACGCUGCCAUAUCACUGAGGUCCAGGUUUGGACUAGGAGGCUGGAACACUCCAACCGAUUUCCAUCAGAUUGGCUACAGUGAGCUCUUGGAAUCGAUCAACUACACAGUGGGUGAAUUCAAGGAGCCUCUCUUCAUGGUUGGUCCAGAUGGAGGACAUGUUUCCAGGUCAAUCUCUUGGACCGGCAUAAGAUUUAUUUUAUCAGAGCUGGUUUAUGGCAGAUACGUAACUGACAGCUUUGAUAGGCAGUGUCUUAGUGCCUUAGUCGACUACUGGAUAUCCCCAACAGCUAUCAAGAAAGAUUUUGAGGUUGCUAGAUCUGUUAGAAGAGAAUACAAGCCAAACAAGAUCACUUUUAUUUUUGUCGAACCUAAAGUAAAGUACCGCCCCCCGCCAGUGUUCUUCAGCUCCAAUGUACGGCUGAACACAGUGAUUCAGGCACUGGAGAAUCUCAACUACCACUUCCUCGACACAGCAGAAGGUUGCCAUCUACAUCCCAGUGUAGAGUCACCAACAAAUGAUGAAACAAACUUGACUCUGCUAGGAGAUGACCAGUAUGUGUUUACAAGACUAAACAAAGUUUUCGAUGUGAUGCCAUCUUCACCCAGCCUCAGCCACAAACUCUUCCCCAGACCACCAAGUCCAUUUAUUGGUCCUGCCCUGGCCGGCGUCAGCACACAAAGUAACAACCCCGCUGUUGUCGGGAUGGGCACAUUCUCUACAGCCAGCUAUGCCACCUUUAAGAUGAGGAAAGAUGUAGAAUUGUGGGAAAUCUGCCAUUCCAUGCUGUCUAAAGUACCAAAGGCUUACAACAAAGAUUUUAUAACAGAAAGAGUGAAGCAGAAAGGAGGCUUCACGAUGUUCAACAACUUUAUCAUGCGUGAGUUGGAGUUGAUGUACAAACUUGUCACAGAAAUAAAAACCACACUCCAGGCAAUCAAGGUUGCGACUGAAGCCGACGUUCUCGGAGACCAGCUGUCGUCGGACCUCCUGUCAGCAGCAGAUGACCUGUAUCACCUGCGUAUACCUCAGACUUGGUGUCAGCUAGCAGGGUAUUCAGCACCCCCUCUCACCUGGGGUCUUGGCCAGUGGUUGAUCGAGCUGCACAAUAGAUGCCACCAUUUUGAGAAGAUUCUGUCAUUGGGUCGAGAGAAAAUGCCUGCUUACUGGCUAGGAGCAUUCUUUAAUCCAAGAGGUCUACUGGCUCUUCUAAAACUGGAGACUAUGCGAAGCUGCUCAAGUGAUCGAUCGUGGACGUUUGAGCCAUUUGUUUUUCAAACAGAAGUCACAUCGAGAGACAAAGAUCAUUUGCGUGACCCUCCACAAGAAGGGAUGUUUGUGUUUGGUAUUUACAUGUGGGGCUGUGCGUGGGAGAAGACGACCGGGGAGCUACUGGAUGGUCCUCCACGCACCUCCUGUGCCUCGCUUCCCGUCGUACACGUCACCUGUCAUCCACUCAGUGACAAGCCCUCACUUCAGGAGCCCAACAGAGCAGCUGAAACGUUCUCCUGUCCAGUGUACCACUCCCGCAUAGCACCCCGUGAUUCGGUGUUCGAGAUGGAUGUCCGGCGAGAGGGAAUUCCCUCCACGAGAUGGGCACUAAGAGGUCUGUCGGCAACCAUCAGACCGUACUAAGUCAUCAGCCAGUUUAUUGUUAAACGUUAUUCUCGGAUCAAUCCAGUCUUUUAUAACAUCAGGAGCAUACUGAGCCAGGUUUCCUGUUGCUCAAACCAUUCUGAUUUGGUCAGAAGAAGUGAAAAGUAGUUUACUUCUUUCACGAGACAGCUGUAAUGUAGAUUCAUUUCUGAACUACUUUCUGUCAACUUGGUAUUGUUGAUAACAUGAUUUAAUUAAUAUUGAAUCAAGUGGUCAGAAACAUUUUUACAAUGCUAAAUAAAUUAGGUGUACCAUAUUUAUUUUAUGUAUCUGGAAAGACUUGCUGAUGUUACUGCUGCUGAAAAAAAUGUGAUAUGAUAAAUUAAGUAGUUAAUUUUGUGUGUGUGCAUUUUAUCUGUAUAUUCCAUCCAUAUAUGUAUAACCAAAGUACAUUUUAUUAUGGUAUUAUUGCAUUCAUAUUUAACCAAAGUAUAUGUUUAUACCCAAACAUAAAUAUUUACAUUAUUAUGCAUUAUAAAAGGUUUUUUUAGAUAACGACAAAAUAGAUUAUAAGAAAACUUGUUACAUUCCAAAAAUAUGUUAUUAUUGGAGUAGCAUUUGAAAAAUAUACUGUAAUAAAAUUACAUGUAUAAAUAUUCCAAAAAUUAUGGUGAUAUUUGAAAAACAAUGAAAAAAUACUUAUUUCUGUUGUGUGAAUCCUUUAUACAUAUUUAAUACAUAUUCCGUCCAUGAUAUAGUAUUAUUAUAUAAGCGUUUUGUUUGACUUUGUGUUAAUGUGGACACUGAUAUGACGGCCAAAACCAAUUUUAUGUACCGAGUAUGUAUUUUGGGUUUGGGUUCAUUUUGAUUAUUUGCCAAAAUGUUUAAUUUAUAUUAAACCAGUUUGUAUUGCUCAUAUUUCGUCUGAACAUUUCCAAUUAUAUUUACCAUUUCAAUGGUUCUAAGAACUUUUGUAUGGUUCAACUGCUUUAAACAGUUAAUAUAUAUUUAAAAUUGUGCACCAUUUUGUGCAUUUGAACUAAUAUAAAAUAGAGCAUUAUAGUAACUAAGUAAGUUUUAAAAGUACUUAAAACUUUUCAGACAUUGACAGAUUAUUUUGAUACCAUGGUGACCAGUAUAAUGAUUAUUAUAAUUUAUUAUUUAUAUUGUGUGGAUUUUGCUGCUGAAAUCAUCUUCCAUUGUUUAACAUUUACAUUUGUUUAUAAAAAAAACCAAGUACAUACUGCAAUUAUUGUUUGACGGUUUGUUUUAUGUCAGUAUUAUGAAUGGGUGGGCGUUCUGGGGUUUUUGUGCUAUUUAAAAUGUUUAUCGACAUAAAUUUACUUAAUUUGUGAUAAUAUUCUUGUAAAGCAUUCCAAAAUAAAGAAUUUUAUUUGA
Gigantopelta aegis is the source of this 17771-nucleotide messenger RNA. RefSeq names its product dynein gamma chain, flagellar outer arm-like. Gene Ontology annotation, molecular function: dynein intermediate chain binding; dynein light intermediate chain binding; ATP binding. Bases 120 to 16412 code for a protein of 5430 amino acids. Gene Ontology annotation, cellular component: dynein complex. The record is from RefSeq and is a predicted model, not a curated record. The transcript is spliced from 102 exons. Gene Ontology annotation, biological process: microtubule-based movement. Lineage: Eukaryota; Metazoa; Mollusca; Gastropoda; Neomphalida; Peltospiridae.